Messenger RNA from Suillus subalutaceus, 678 nucleotides. RefSeq lists its product as uncharacterized. The record is from RefSeq and is a predicted model, not a curated record. NCBI's taxonomy places the organism in Eukaryota, Fungi, Basidiomycota, Agaricomycetes, Boletales, Suillaceae. Bases 1 to 678 code for a protein of 225 amino acids. The transcript is spliced from 10 exons.
AUGAAAAUACUGGACUACAUGAAGUGCAUCAGAAUUGGAAUCACAGCACUACUGCCGGAUAAACAUGUAUGGGGAAUUUUGGGGAGCCUAGGGCGCAUUCAUCGGACAUUACACUACCUUAAGAACUGUUCCGAGGGAAAACAAUCCGUAUAUCAUACGUGUUGUGCUGUAUAUGAGACCAUCGUCGUUGGUAUGGAUCUUCUAACGAACACAAUCAAUCAAGAUUACUGUGACGCCAAUUCAUUGCCUUACAUCUUGUUUGUUGUCAUGUGUUUUGCAAUUCUCUCCACCUUUGGAGCCAUGCCCGGACAUAAUUUCACCCAUCUCUACGCCAUCCAAUGUGCCCUCCAAUGCUGCAUUGAUGCACUCGCGCAAAAGGUUGCGAAUAAGUUUGCUUUUCUUCGGAGACGCAUGUCCCACAGCUUGACUGCUGUUAAUCUCAUUGGCAACAUUAGCCAAGGGAUUGCCAACCUUCAAAGGCUGGUAAUGGAAACAUCUAUGCCUUGUGCACUUCCAGAUGUAUUUCCGGGUGAAUCGGCUGGAGGGUUCAUUAAGCUACAGUGGUUUUUACUGCGAGGUGAUGUUGAUGUGGACGGCAUGAACCCUGACAGUCUGGGCACGUCUCAUUCGUGCAUGUUUCGAUUGUUUUUCCUACUCGCUUCUAAUCUUUCUGGUUAA